This is a messenger RNA of Acipenser ruthenus (sterlet), 4312 nucleotides long. Its product is annotated as tripartite motif-containing protein 16-like protein. NCBI's taxonomy places the organism in Eukaryota, Metazoa, Chordata, Actinopteri, Acipenseriformes, Acipenseridae. The record is from RefSeq and is a predicted model, not a curated record. Bases 51 to 1778 code for a protein of 575 amino acids. Gene Ontology annotation, molecular function: protein binding; zinc ion binding. The transcript has 7 exons.
GUGAAGUUUCUGUUGUGAAAUCGUCAGUCUCUCUGUCUCACUGCAGCAAGAUGGCUUCAAACUUGUGGUCAGACGAUCAGUUUAGCUGUCCAGUGUGUCUGGAGAUAUUGAAGGACCCAGUCACUACAGCAUGUGGACACAGUUACUGUAUGAGGUGUAUUAAGAACUGCUGGGAUCAGACUGAUCAUACAGGUGUCUACAGCUGCCCCCAAUGCAGAAAGACCUUUACCCCAAGGCCUGAUCUGUGCAGAAACACCAUGCUGGCUGAAGUUGUGGAGAAAUUAAAGAAGACAGGACUCAGUCCUCCUCCUGCUCAAAGUUAUGCUGGACCUGGAGAUGUGUCGUGUGAUUUCUGCACUGGGAGAAAGUUCAAAGCUGUGAAAUCCUGUUUGACGUGCCUGGCCUCUUACUGUGAAACACACGUCAAGCCACACUAUGAGGGGGCUGCUUUCAAGAGGCACAAGCUGAUCAAUGCAAUUGGAAAUCUGGAGCAGAAGCUUUGUGCAGAACACCAACGAUUAUGUGAGGUCUUCUGUAGAACCGAUCAGACGUGUAUUUGCUGGCUGUGUGCAGACGAGGAACACAAGAGCCAUGAUAAAGUCUCAGUUGAGAAAGAAAGGACUGGGAAACAGAAGCAGCUGGGAGAGACACAAACAGAAAUACAACAGAGAAUCCAGGAGAGACUGAAAGAAGUGGAGAAGCUGAAUGAGGCUGUGAAGUCACUGAAAAGAUCUGCAUGCAUAGAAAUAAAGGAAAGUGAGAAGAUCUUUACUGAGCUGAUCCGAUCCAUUGAGAAGAUCCACACUGAGGUUAUUGAGCUGAUUGGAGCUAACGAGAAGGCUGCAGUGAAUCAGGCUGAAGGACACAUGAAGAAACUGGAGCAGGAGAUUGCUGAGCUAAGGAGGAGAGACGCUGAGCUGAAACAGCUUUCAGAGACAGAGGAUCACAUCCAUUUUCUACAGAAUUUCCCGUCUAUCUGUGUCCCUCCUGAAGCUGGAGACUUACCCAGCAUUACUCUCAAUACAGACAUCUCUUUUGGGGCUGUGAGGAAAGCUGUAUCUGAACUUAAAGACCAUAUUGAGGACUUCUGCAAGGGGGAAUUAGUCAAAAUAACCACAACAGUGAAUGAAACAGCAGUUUAUACCCUGGGGUCUAGGAGCCAUGACAGACGUUUCAAAGUAAAUGAAGUUGUAGUUUGCAGUCUGCAGGCUCCAGAGCCAAGGAACAGAGCUGAGUUUUUAAAAUAUUCUAGUCAGCUCACACUGGACCCCAACACAGCGUAUAGAGAGCUCUAUCUGUCUGAAGGGAACAGAAAUGUGACACGGGGGAGAGAAAACCAGCGAUAUCGUGAUCACCCAGAGAGAUUUGAUUACUGGGAUCAAGUGCUUUGCAGAGAGGGCUUGUCUGGGACUCGCUGUUACUGGGAGAUUGAGUGCAGUCAGGGAGGGGUUUCUAUAGGAGUCACAUAUAAAGGAAUCAGCAGGAAAGGAGAGGAUCUUUCCUGUCUUCUUGGAUUCAAUGACAAGUCCUGGAGUUUGAUCUGCUCUGGUUGCAGUUACUCUGCCCGGCACAAUAACAAUAAAACUGCAAUAACUGCCCCCCGAUCCCCCAGAAUAGGAGUGUAUCUGGACUUUAAUGCUGGCACUCUGUCAUUUUAUGGCAUCUCUGACACAAUGACACUCCUGCACAAAUUCCAAACCACAUUCACUGAGCCGCUCUAUCCUGGGUUUUGGCUUCGUUCUUAUGAUUCCCCUGUAACAAUCUGCCAGCUGAAGUAGACUGUUCUGUGUUUUAAGAAAACCUUUGUAUUGAACUCACCGUCUGUCCUCUCCACUCCUCGGGUGAAAGGAAAGUUGAAUUUGACACAACUUUGGAUGAAAGUUAGGGGGUAAAAUGGCGCCACUUGCAGAGUUAAACAAGGUGAAUUAUUUGUUUUACACUUGGGGCCAAGGUAGCCUCAUUUUUACUGUUUAAUCUCUGUCAGGUGUUUUUGUAAUUGUAAACACUCACAACUGGACAAAUGUUUCAGCAUAACAUGUUCAAUAUGUCCUGAGUAUUUACUGAUUACAAACACAUAAACAGCACCAAGUGGCAGACUUAGUUGGCAUCUCUGCACAGUGCUAGAAUUCCCACAGCAUGUACUGAUAAGUAUCUCUUAAGGUGAUUGUAGCUCACUAAAUAAUUCCACAACGUGUUCCUAUAUUGCACUUCCAUUGGCUACUUAGAUCUCUAAUGUGCAGGUUUGAAAAACAUGACGGGCAAGAUUCACAGAAAACCAUGUUCUUAUUUCAAAUUGGAUUGUGUCUAUCAAAUGGAUAUUUAUAGAGGUGUUUAUAUUAUUUUGGAUUUUUGGUACAUCUGUUAUUAUUUUUGUUUGUAAAUGAUCUCAUCGGAUUUCUGAAAUGGUUGGAUAAUUACCCUCACAAGCACUUCAUUAGAUGCAGUUGGUCUACUUGUUAUGCAGUUCAGUUGCAGUAUUUAUUUAUUAUUUUUGCUUAUUUGAACAAUAAUGUGAGUGAAAUAUCAUCACAAGAAAGAAGAAAUUUCCAUGGAUAACAUAAAUCACCAUCAAAUUGCAUUACAUGUGUAAUCUGCCCACAGUGGAAAAGCAGAAAGGUGUUUUAAUCCUGACCUUUGUCGCCCUCUUCAGGACAAACUCUGCAACUGCACAGAGCCUGAUUGAAAGCAAUUCUUUUCACUUGGUGUGGUUCCAUUGGAAAUGUAGGGCCCUAUUCACACAACCUUAAGGACUGUCCCAAGCACUGUUUUGUUAAAAUAAUACAAAAAACAAAUUCAUCUAGACAAUGUGGGGAAGCUAUAAAAAAGGCCAACAAUAUGCUCGGAUAUAUAGUGUUGAAUUUAAAUCAAGGGAAGCUAUGUUAAAACUUUAUAAUGCAUUAGUGAGACCUCAUGUAGAAUAUUGUGUUCAGUUCUGGUCACCUCAUUACAAAAAGGAUAUUGCUGCUCUAGAAAGAGUGCAAAGAAGAGCAACCAGAAUUAUCCCGGGUUUAAAAGGCUUGUCGUAUGUAGACAUGCUAAAAAAAUUGAAUCUAUUCAGUCUUGAACAAAGAAGACUACGAUUCAAACAUUCAAAAUCCUAAAAGGUAUUGACAAUAUCAACCCAGGGGACUUUUUCACCUGAAAAAAGAAACAAGGACCAGGGGUCACAAAUGGAGAUUAGAUAAAGGGGCAUUCAGAACAGAAAAUAGGAGCCACUUUUUUACACAGAGAAUCGUGAGGGUCUGGAACCAACUCCCCAGUAAUGUUGUUGAAGCUGACACCUUGGGAUCCUUCAAGAAGCUGCUUGAUGAGAUUCUGGGAUCAAUAAGCAACUAACAACCAAACGAGCAAUGGCCUCCUUUCGUUUAAAAACUUUCUUAUGUUCUUAUAUCUUUUCCUUGUGUUAUUAUUAUUAUUUGUUUAAUUAUUUAAUUAUAUUUCUGAGAACUUUCGGAUAAUUACCCUAAGAAGCAUUUAAUUAGAUGCAUCGGGUGGACUCGUCAGGCAUUUUAAAGUUUCAAUAUUAUAAUUGUUUUCUUAUUUUAAUAAUGUGAGUGAAAUAUCAUCACAUGAAAGAAGACAUUUCCAUGGAUCUCAUAAAUGACAUGGCUUGAGAUUCCUUUUUGUAUUUGUACACAGGAUGUGAAACGUUAUUUCAUUCAGUAUCAUGGAUUUUAUUGAACUCGUUUCCUACAUAUUUCUACACUGUUACAAUCCACUCUCCCCAUUAUAUUAUAACGUUACAUUGAAUCUAUCUUGCUUCAUCUACCGUUUGAGGAGUAAUAGAUACGGAUGACUGCAACUUUAUUUCCAAGAAGAAACCCUCUUUCCAAAGAAUUCAAACCAGCAAGGCAGUCUGAUUAAACCCUGAUUGAGAUUGGUGACAGCAAUCCUGUUACCCUAUCUGUGAUCUGACAGGAGAUAACAGACGUGUUGUGUCUAAUCACACAGUACAUGAUUGCUGUCCGUUUGUGUCUGGUUUCUGUUCCCACUAGAUGUCACUGUUUCCUCUGUUUUCUUCAUAUCCACAUUCAGGAGUGUUUGAAAUGAAUAUAGAUUGGUGGAUGACCACAGGAAUGAAAUAGGGGAGGUGGGGGUGGAAAGUAAAAUUAAAAUAAAAAAUAUAUCAAUGUGUUUAAUAUAUAUUAGUUACUACAAUGUGUUAUUCUUCAGUUCUAAUUUCUCAGUAUGUUUUGGUUGAUGAAAUAAAAAUAAAAUAAAUAAAUACCUCAAAUCAUUCAGGAGUGUUUGUUCCUGUGACUCUGUAUUAUCCAAUUGGUUUAAUAAACAAUACUGUAUUUUCUCUUUGUAA